GAAUAGUUGACGAAAUUGGUCGAAAAAGGAAAUUACUCAAGGAUUUCCUCAAUUUGCUCCCUGUUUUCCUGCCCAAUUACCUAAAAUCUCCACAUUAGAACACAACGUGCAAAAUAAGAAAGGAAUUUACGUGUGAUUUGUAUAGGAAUUUAGAUAGUGAUAAAAUGUGAUGUGUUAAAAGUGCACGGUGUCACCCCAAAAUCAAAAGGACACAGUGUUCAGGAGAUUGCAGGAAAAUCAUGGGAAAAAUGGCUAUUUUGUGAUCAAUCUCCACAUUCUAACGUCCAACUGGAUCUCUUGAGCAACAAUAAUUGUGAUAUCAAGUACAAUUGGAUUAUUCCUGUUGUUUAUAAAAGUCUGUGGGUUGUGGGAUUUGACGGUUUAGGAGAGUGUUGUAGAAGAAAUCACAAAAGAAAAUGCACUGGGGCUGGGCAUACGAUGGCGUAAAUUCAACUGUGCCUCGGAAUUGUGGUCCAGAGUGUGCAAAUUUCCUCUCAACCAGGAGGCAAUGGUGUGAGAGUAUUCUAGUUACCAGUCUGAGUCUAUGGACGCUCAAAUGGGCAAUUUUGCGGGUAAAACCCAUCCCUAAGCCCAUCCAGCGACUAUCGCAUGAUCCAACGCCUUGGUUCAAGCAAGUGCUCCUCGUGGGCAUGACACUGACCUUUGGCCUGGAACUAGGAUUCAAAUUUGCCUCGAGAACCGUCAUCUACGUUCUCAAUCCAUGCCAUAUCACAACGAUUAUUCAGAUCUACUUGCUAGCUGCAAAACCAAGCAAUUUCGUAACAAUAAUGUUUCGCAUUCAAAUGAACUACUUGAAUGGACCAUUGCUGGCCUUCCUCUUUCCUGAGACGGACUCCCGUCAGGUGGUCAUGGAGGCGACUGUGUAUUGGAUCCAGCAUGGUCUAAUGUUCAUUAUUCCUGUGUACCUGUUACGCUUAGGUGGUGUCUAUACAAUGGAACCACUAUCAGACAUCAGCUGGAAUGUGAUAAGUUACUCUAUUUGUUUGAUAUAUCACUUUGUGUUACUGGAAAUAUUUGCCCUUCCAACACAGGUGAAUCUCAAUCAUAUGCUGUGUCCAGCACUUCUGGAUCCCUUCACAGGACCGAGCUAUCGUCUCUGGGCGGUCCUCCAUCAAGCAAUCCUGUGUCCACUUCUUGGCAAACUCUAUUAUUGCCUUUUUGCGCCAUCGCCACCACUUUCAAUUCAACCAAUUAUCGACACGGCGACAAAGCACUGUGAUAAAACCAUAAAGGACGAUGAGUCUAUUAAAAAUGGUCCUAACAAUAAAAUUGUAUUAGUAGCUAAAAAUAGUGGCGUUGAGGAAAAAAAUGUUAAGAGUGAAUAGUUGGAAUUGCUAAAUAGAAUGAAUUUUCUUAUUUACUGAGGUUUCUCUUCGUUUUUGAUCAUUAAUAACAGAGGCGUAGGAAGAGGUUAUGGUGGGCAGAAAUAGUGAGUCACCUGAGUCUCCCAAUAUCUCGAAAUUCGAACAGUGAACAGUGUGCAAAAUACCCUAAAAAUCUCUCAAAAUGAUAAGAGGCAGAGAUAAGCGUCUAGAUCUAGACCUUCUUCCUUGUUCUUUUUACAAUUUUUUUUCAAUUUUUGUUUAAAGGUUGUGUAGGCCAAAUUUUCGUCCAUACAUGACAAUAACCUUGAGAAAACUCUACUCCGAGUUUUUCAAGGCCAAACUUUAACAAAUACUUUUUGAUAAUCUCAGAAAUUACUUCAACGAUUUUUGUUUCAUUUUGGAUAUAUUUCAAAGGUUGUCUAGGCAGAUAUUAUGGUUUUUCAAGAUCAUAUAUUUAAAGAAGGUCCUACAUUGGGCAUGGAAUUUCUUAACUAAAUGGGUUUAAAUUCAAUUUAGAAGGUCUAUUAAAUGUUUAACAAGUCUGAAUCGGUCAAGGAAUCGAUUGUCUUGCGUUUAAAGCUUUAAGAACGAUUGGGACACCGGUGUCCCUAAAAAAAUAUCUUGCGGCCUUCUAAUGUUAUGAUUUGCUCUAAGAAGUCAGAAAAAAAAAUUUAUUUUUUUUCUGACCCUCUUAUUCUUAAAGGUCAAGCAAUUUAAUUCUUUAAGGGUCAGUGGAUAAUCGUGACCCAAAAACACAAAUUGUGUAUUUUGAUCAUAGCUGUUUAUUCAUCGGAGAAAUGCAAAUGCAAACUUGCCUUCGCUGAGAAACGGUUCAUUUAUGUUUUAGAAACGCGGAAACAUGACUGGGAACGUAGAAAACAUCAUUGGAUAUGCUUAAUAAAAUUAGAAACACACCAAAGAAAAUUAUGUCCAUAUUGAAAGAGUUUUUCUACGCAGGAAUAGGGAAUUUCCUUUAAUAUGGACAUAAAAUUCUCUAGUGUGUAGAGGCCAUAAAGCUGGAUAUACUCUAAAUCUAAACACUGAGAGAAAUCCGAAAAAGUUAAAGUAACAUUCCGGAAAUGUUAAUUUUAUCCUGCAGUAUUGAUCCGAAAUCGUUGUAAAUAUUACCCGUUUAAGGUGUAUUAGGUGUUAAAAUUACCCUUUUCCAUGUUAAUUUUACCCUUAAAAAGGUGUAAAAUUAACAUUAAAAAAUGUUGAUAUAUUUUUACAUGUAAAAAGUGUUAAAGUUAUGAGGAAAAAAGUUAAUCGCACCCCCGUUUUUUUCUCAGUGUAGAAACAUGGAAACAUAAUUAGAAACAAGGAAAAAUGAGGAAAUAAAACAAUACUUGUAGAAAACUUAAUAAGAAACGCGAACACAAAAUUAGAAACUUGAGAAACAUGGCUGGAAUUUCAGGAAAAAAUUAGAAACAUGGCUGGAAACAAAGAAACUUAUUUAGAAACGUAAAAAACAUGGCUAAAAAUACAGAAACAAAACUAUGAAAAUGGAAAGCGUGGUUGGAAACGCAGUAACAUAAUUAGAACCAUGGGAAAACAUGGUUAGAAGUAUUGGUAUUGCUAGAAAGACGAAAACAAAAGAAGAAACGUAGGAAACAUGACUGGGAACUUAGAAACACAAUUUUCAUCGCGGCAGAAACAGAGAAACUGAAAAAAACCUCGUGUUUCCAGAAACCAUUUCUUUUUCUUACGAGUUACGCUAUAUUUGUCCUCUAAAUAGUCAGAAAUAGUGAUUUUUGGGUCAUGAUUAGCGAACUGGUCCUUAAAAGGGUUAAGAACUUCAAAAGUUGCCUUUGUUUAUUGGGUAUACUGAAUAUAUGCUCCCAACGAAUCGCCACACCUGUCCUUUAGCUACGCCUCUGAUUUAAAAUUUUCUCAUUUUUUUAUGUUAUUAGCUCUCAUUUGGUCAUCAAUCGGAUUUUUUAAUCUCUGAUUAACAUUCAAAUGCAGAUAUACGUUUGCGAAAUGAUUGACAAUAUUACUGUUGAGGAAACAAGAUAUCAGUUGCAUUCCCGUUUCUGAAAUGUGAGAUCAAUGAAUAGAUUUCUAAACAAAAAUUUUAACAAAUUUAUUCAUUGAUUCUGAACAUCUGGGUUUGUAGAUAACCAAAAAAAUAACAUUUUAAAAAUAAAAAGUAGAAUUUCCAGUAAGGGAAAAACUAUAGUGAGUAGAUAAAUAAUUUAAAAGAGUAGCCUUAUAUAUUCCUCGGUAUAUUUCAUAUUUUAUACCUGAAUUUAAAACAAUUUUAUAACGUAUAAGAAAUGAAUAAAAAAAAGGAAUAACAUAACAUCAAGUUUUAAUGCCUUAAUAAGAACGCAAUUUAGCAAUAAUUGUAGAAAAAAAUAAAUACGGUAGUUUAUCUUGAGAAAUUAUAUUUAUUCUUGAAUCUCUUAAAUAUAGUUUAAAUUUUACAGUAAAAACGAUCACGUUUGAUGGAGCAAUUUGAGUUAUAAGUUGUGUGUUUUAGUAGUAAGGAGAAAAUGACAAGCUUUAGCUAAUUGAAUUUAUCAAAACGAAAAAGAAACAUAAGAGCAAACAAUUGUCUUUAUUUUGCACAGAAAGAUAGUGGAAAUUAAAUAAAGCUAAAAAUAACAUUUUUUAAUCCAAAUAAAUUUAUUUAAAAUAAUAUUAAGUUAGGGUAUCUUGAGUCCAGAAUCCAAAUAAAAGUUUAGACAAAUUCUAACAUUACAAACCUAAAUAACAAAUUUUGAGGUUAGAAGUUUUUGAAGUUUUGAAGUAAAUUUUUUGAAUUUUUAUUUUGGAAACAAGGACUAAUGUCAGAUUGCUUUUUCCUUAAUUCUGACUUCCAUAUUGGUGAAUCGAAUUCCUAGGUAUCCGUUUAUUUAACUAAGAGUUUAAAUACUUUGAAAUUUAAGGUAUAUACUGAGAUAACCUAACAAGUUUCCAAACGGUUGACAAUUUGUAAAUCGUAUAAUUUUUAUUUGAGAUUAAGUUCAAACUCUUAUCUGUACGUGCAAAAUAUAGGCAAAUCUAUCUAACACUUUACAUAUUUGCCAAUGAAAAUGCUGCAAUUAACAAACUAAUCAAAUGACAAUUUCCUAAUGUUAGUAAAUAUAGUAAGUUAAUAAAUAUAUUUUGUUAAGUGAAGUAUAAAUCCAUUCCAAUAAUAUCAUAAAUUAAUUUAAUCACAUGACAUUGUAAGAUCUGUUUUGGCCUAAAAAACAGGACAUAUUCAUUGAACACAAUGAAAAUGGUUGUAAAGGGCAAAUGAUAGAAUAUAAGCAAUUGAUAGUAUAUCUCUUAACACAAUAUACUUAUUGUAAGAUACGUAAGAAAUUAAAAGUUGCAAUUGAUUGUUUUCCUUUCUGUGAGAUUUGUAAAUAAACUCAUAUAUUGGAUUAUUAUUUUA
Phlebotomus papatasi is the source of this 4731-nucleotide messenger RNA. RefSeq names its product transmembrane protein 164. Bases 417 to 1346 code for a protein of 309 amino acids. NCBI's taxonomy places the organism in Eukaryota, Metazoa, Arthropoda, Insecta, Diptera, Psychodidae. The record is from RefSeq and is a predicted model, not a curated record. The transcript is spliced from 4 exons.